GUUUAAAUGGUAUCGGCGAAACUGAAGAAAUCAUUAGAAUCCGUGGUAAGGGUACAUCCUCAACUUGAAAUUUUCCACUCAAAAUAGUGGCUUCAAGAAUGUUGCCCAUGUUUUUUUAUGACUAAUCGCGUACCAUUACACAAUUUUGGCGCAUUCAAAUUUCGAAGCAAUAUUAUAGGUGAGCCAAUCUUUAAUCGCAAGUUAUGUCGUGGCAAUCCAGGUAAAUCCAGUGAAUUCAAAAAUUCUACAGGAUAGUUGACAACUUCAUCUGGUUCAACAACAGUGUCAAUUUAUUUAUAUGUAAAUUCAUUACCAAGCAGUGACUGCUGUAUUUUUAAAUUGAUCGUGUCGACAUCUUCUAAAAUAGCUCGCUCACGUAGCCAUGUAUGAUCUGUAUAAUUAUAUUGUAUCUGUGGAAUAAUACUUUGCAUCAACUCAUCUUUGGUAGCCACCAUAUUGCAAAUGUUUUCUGGAAGUUGAAUAUAUUGCGUAUCUCUAUACAAUUGAAUUUCACCAUUACCAAUGUUUAGCAAUUGUUCAGAAAAUCGCGACGCAGAUGGGUCAUUUUGGAAUUGAACACGCAUAUUGAUUGUAAGGUUUAAUUUACUGACAUGUCGCCAUAGACAGGACUCUUUCAAACAUGCAUUUAUUUCGUCCGCAUAUGUUGCACGUGGGAUGACAGGCAAGGUAUGUCUGAAAUCACCAGACACCAAGAUCAAAGCACCACCGAAAAGUCUUUGAUUAUUUCUUAUAUCUCUCAGGGUUCUAUCGAGAGCUUCUAGUAAAUGCUUAUAGGCCAUUGUGCAUUCAUCCCAAAUAAUAAUUCUUUAGAACUUCAGCCAUUCCUGACUGCCAAACUGUAUGAGCGACGUGUUUGAAAUAAGAACACAAAAAUCUUCAAUAAUUAUUAAUGCCUCAUUAUAUAUCUCAGUGGAGAAUUCAAUAUUGACAAUAUUCAAUCAGUCAUUUAUGGUUAUUAUAUUAUGGUUUCAUGUCAUGAAAAACACGUUGACUAAGCUCCUCUUUCGAAUCCAUGAAGUGGCAGAAAUCUGUUGGAAAUGUUAUUAAUCCGUCGACGUGUCAACUGCGACCCUGCCAUUUCCAACUGCUUCUUCAAUCGCAAUUUGAUAUUUUUGCAAAAACUCCCGUAUGUUAGUUGUUAAUUGGCGAUUCUUAAUGUUUCGCGACAAAUUAGAUUAUUUUAGUCAUGUGAUUAGCUCGUCAGCAACAGUUGAUUCAGGCAUAAUUGGAAGAGUUUUGGAUAUCGCGUAAAUCUUUUAAAGUCCUGUGCAGUGCCUCCACCGACUUCUUGAAUAUCUGGAAAAUUUUCGAUACAGCGAUAUUUUUUGCGAUUUUGCCGACUGGUGUUUCGGUCAUUUGCAAUUUAGGAGUAAUUUCAAUGCCGAAUGUGCCGUUUGUUUGCCUACUAACAGGUGCCAAGUUGCCCCUAUUCCCGUUAACCUUGGUACUGAAAAUAAGUGAAAUUGGUUCAGGAAUUAUAUACCUUAAUAGAAAUAUAGCAAUAAAUUGCGAGCAUGUUCUUAUUCUUUUUGUCUAUCGACACAACCGUAUACAAUUGAACAAUGACAAAAAUAUUUUAACAAAGCUACAAUGACAACCUUCAAAAUAAAAUUAUUUUUUGUUUUCUUUUUUUUUAAUUUUGUUGUCAAUUCAAAUAAAAUUUUCUUAUUAUUAUUUUCUUCGCUACUUUUCUAUUUUUACAUAUUUUCUAAUUCUUUCCUGGUCUUCCACGAAGGUUUCAAGACACACUCUUGAAUAGUUUACACAUCGACUACAGCGCAGUCUGCCGUAUCCUAUUUUAUCGUAUUGUGAAUCUAAACCAUCCUCAAACCCCCUGGAAUACACACCAAAAAUUUCAUCAAAAUCGGUCCAGCCGUUUAGGAGGAGUUCAAUCACUAACACACGUACAGAAGAUAUAUAUAUAUAUGUAACUGUAUAUUAGAAGUAAAACAAAAUGUUAAUUAUUAAUAUCUCCUAACUAAAUUUCAUCAAAAUCCGUUCAGCCGUUUAGACGUGAAAGAGCAACAAAAACAACUAAAAAUCACUAACUCAAUUUAGUUAUCUUCCUACUACCUACCCACUAAGAACGAUGGCGUGAUUAUUUAUAGCCUAUGACCAUUUCUAGGUUAUCAUCUAUCACCAUACCAAAUUUCAUCAAAAUCCGUUCAGCCGUUUAGGCGUGAAAGAGUAACAGACAGACAGAGUUACUUUCGCAUUUAUAAUAUUAAUAUGGAUAUAUAUAUAUACUAGCUUUUACCCGCGACUUCGUCCGGAACAUGAAAGAGCAAAACUCCCAGGAAAAACUAUACUACUAACUCAAUUCAGUUUUCUGCCUACUUCCUACCCCUAAGUACGAUGACGUGAUCAUUUUGAUCUUAUAUCCGUUUUUAGGUAACCAUCUAUUACCUUACAAAAUUUCAUCAAAAUCCGUUCAGUCGUUUAGACGUGAAGAGCAGAAGUCCCAACAAAAACGACUAAAAAUCACUAACUCAAUUUACUUAUCUGCCUACUGCCUACCCCCUAAGAACGAUGGCGUGAUUAUCUAUAGCCUAUGACCAUUUCUAGGUUAUCAUCUAUCACCAUACCAAAUUUCAUCAAAAUCCGUUCAGCCGUUUAGGCGUGAAAGAGUAACAGACAGACAGAGUUACUUUCGCAUUUAUAAUAUUAAUAUGGAUAUGGAUAUAUAUAUAUACUAGCAACCCGGCCACACGUUUUUGUGGCAAGGUAUACAUUCAAUUAAGUUGGUCCAAUCUUGGCUUCGGCGACGAUAUUGAUUACUCGAGGUUGAUUUAUGUUACGGAGCAGGAUGACAACUCACACUACUUUUAAUUGCAAAGUGAGUGGUGAUAGUACCGGCAAUUUUAAAUAGUUUGGGAUAAUUGACUACGUCAUCCUGGUUUGUAGCUGAGUCAACUCUCCUGGACCGAAAUUCUAAAUUGUCGCAUUACGAUCAUCGAUAUCUUUGUUUUUUUUUUUACCACCAAUCCGUCAUUUAUGGUUAUCAUAUUGAGGUUUCAUGUCAGGAAAACUUCUCUUUCGAGUCCAUGAAGUGACAGAAAUCAGUUGGAAAUGUUAUUAGUCCGUCGAGGUGUCAACUGCGACCCUACCAUUUGAAACUGCUUCUACAAUCGCAAUUUGGUAUUGUUGCUAAAACACUCAUAUGUUAGUUGUUAAUUGGCGAUUCUUUAUGUGUCGCUACAAUUAUAUGAUUUUAGGCAUGAGAUUAGUCCGUCAGUAACAGUUGAUACAGUAAUAAUUGGAAGCGUCUGGGGUAAAUCACAUGCUAACCGAAUCCUGGCUCCACCAAAAACGUUCAUCGACAAUCAAGAUCUUUUAAAGUCCUGUGCAGUAGCUCCAGCGACUUCUUGAAUAUUUGGAAAAUCUUCGUUAUAGCGCAAUUUUUGACGAUUUCGCCGACUGGUGUUUCGUUCAUUUGCAAUUUAGGAGUAAUUUCAAGGCCGAAUGUGCCCUUUGUUUGCCUACUAACAGGUGCCAAGAUGCCCCUAUUUCCGAAAAUGAGUGAAAUUGGUUCUGGAAUUAAAUUAGCCCUCAUAUACUAUAUAUGAUGAUUAUCUAUUGGACUUUAUUUCGAAUAUAUAGGUCAAAUUGUGUGUUAUCUUAAUAAAAUUACAUUAAUAAAUUGCGAGAGUAUAAAAUAUUCGGUUGGACCCAAACUUAGCCUUUCCUUAUUUGUUGCAAAUUGUUUUGGGCUAUCGACACAACCUUAUACAAUUGAACAGUAACAAAAAUAUUUUAACAAAGCAACAAUGACAACCUUAAAAAUAUUAUUUUUUUGUUUUCUCUUUUUAUAUUUUUCUUGUCAACUCGAAUAAAAUUCUCUUAUUACUAUCUUCUCGCAAUUUUUCCAUAUUUACUCACUCUCAAAUCUUUUCCUUGCCUUCCACGAAUUCUUCAAGACUAAAAUUAGCCAGAUCGGUUUGGUCGUUCUCGACUUUUUGCGAGACAAACGAACAGCAAUUAAUUUAUGUAUCUAUAUAUAUAAAAAUGAAUGCCAUUUUUCGUUGUGACUUUAUAACUCAAGAACGGGCUCACCUAUCCAAACCAAAUUUUUAGGUUUUGUUUGGACUAUUCAGUAGAUGGUUUGUGUUUUGAAAUUUUAAGAAUCGGAUACCAGGGUCUCGAGAAAUAGGCCAAAACGUGGACCCGGGUAACCCUAAGAUGAGUUAGUACAAUAUGGGUAGCAAAUGGAAGCUGUUGAUGAUUUCUAUAGUAUAGAGUAUUUUUGAUGCCGCUCCGUGAUAUCGGCAAAAAUGUUUCGAGAUAUCGGCAAAAAUGUUUCAAAAAUUUCACCACACAUAUGUUACAUUUUUUUUAUUUAACUCGUACCUACUUGGAAAGCUGAAAAGCGCUCAAUGUAUGGUGGAAUUAUUUUUAAAAACAAAUUUAUUUUAUUGGUGAUGAAAAUCGUGAAUUGAAUCAACGUUGUACAAUUGCUUUGAAUACAAGGUGAGAAAUUAUUUGUGAGCUACAAAGGUUUUUCCAUCAGCAUAACGCAUUAGUUCAAUUGUUCAAAAUUGCUCUCGAUCGUAUGCCCUCUGAUCAUCACAAAAUCGUAAUAAGGGCUGAUAGAACACCAUUUGGAGAGCAUGAAAGGCGAUUCAAUGCACCGACAAUUGAUGAGGUUGCAAUUGUAAUUUGUGGUGAUAAGUUUCAAUCGCGUGAUAUUAUACUUCAUCGUAGAAAUGACCAAUUGCAACGUGUUUCCGAACUUCAUCGUAGUUACGACGCAUUACAAUACCCAAUAUUGCAUUGGAAAUGUGACGAUGACUAUAAUAUAAAUACACCAAUGAUUGAUCCACGAACAGGUAAAUAAUAUUUUCAGUGUGUUGACAUUUCAUCAUUUGUAGAAAUUUCUUAAGUCACAUUUUCCAUUUAUUUUAAGGCCUACACGUACAGAAAAAAGUUAGUGCCAUGAAUUAUUAUUCUUAUCGAUUGAUGGUUCGUCCACAAGAACAAAAUUAUAUCUUGAGAUGUCGUAAACUAUAUCAUCAGUACAUCGUUGAUAUGUACGUCAAAAUAGAAACAGAACGUCUUAAUUUUAUUCGUUUCAACAAAGCAAAAUUAAGAUCUGAACAAUAUAUUCAUUUGCAAGAUGCGAUAGCGAAUGAUGCUAAUAUUAAUGACAUUGGACGUUUAACUAUAUUGCCAUCUUCGUAUAUUGGUAGCCCACGGAAUAUGAACGAAUAUGCACAAGACGCAAUGUGUUAUGUAAGAAAAUACGGUCGACCGGAUCUGUUUAUUACAUUUACAUGUAAUCCGCAGUGGGAUGACAUCAAAAACAAUUUAUUUGCAGGACAGUCGACAACCGAUCGUCAUGACAUUAUUGCGCGUGUUUUUCGGCAAAAAUGUAAAGCAAUUAUGGAUUUAAUUGCGAAAUUAUAUGUAUUUGGGGAUGUACGUUGCCAUAUGUACUCCAUUGAAUGGCAGAAAAGGGGAUUGCCGCACGCACAUAUACUAAUUUGGCUGGUACAUAAAGUAACUCCGGAUCAAAUCGAUAACCUUAUAUCAGCUGAAAUUCCUAAUCACACUGCUGAUCCUGAGUUAUUUCAAGUUGUCGUUAAAAACAUGAUACAUGGACCGUGCGGUGAACUAAAUAUGAAUUCACCAUGUAUGAUUGAUGAAAAGUGUUCGAAACGAGACCCAAGGCAAUUUACUUCAGACACAAUAACGGACAAUGACGGAUAUCCGUUGUAUCGACGUAGAUCACCUAAUGAUAAUGGCAAAACGGCAACCAUUAGAAUGCAUAACCAGGAAGUUGAAGUUGAUAAUCGUUGGGUGGUUCCGUAUUGUCCAUUAUUAUCGAAAAUAUUCAACGCUCAUAUAAAUGAGGAAUAUUGUAAUUCUGUCAAAUCCAUUCAAUAUAUUUGCAAGUAUGUAAUUAAAGGGAGCGAUAUGGCUAUUUUCGGUGUUGCUGGUGAGAAUAGAAAUGAUGAAAUUACUCAGUAUCAAAUGGGUCGCUAUACAAGGAACAGCAGUUCAAGGGCAUCCUGGCAUUUUCCAAACAGAUGCAAUAGGCAGAAUAUAUACAGUACAUCCAAACAAUGUUGAGUGUUUCUAUUUGAGAUUGUUAUCAGUAAACGUGAAUGGCCCAAAAUCAUUUCAAGAAUUGAGAACAGUCAACGGACAUUUGUGUGAAACAUACCGUGAAGCAUGCCAACUUUUGCAUUUGUUGGAGGAUGAUGCUCAUUGGGAUUCAACACUUCACGAUGCAUCUAUUUCGGCUCAUCCUCAACAAAUACGAAUGCUGUUUGCCGUUAUAUUAUCAACAUGUAUGCCAUCAAAUCCACUUGAAUUAUGGAACAAAUAUAAACAUAAUAUUGCAGAAGAUAUUUUAAUUCGUAUGCGUCAUCAUGCAAGAAAUCCUGAUUUGUUGAUAACUUUGGAAAUGUACAACGAAGCUUUGAUAAUAAUUGAAGAUAUGUGUCUACGGAUUGCAAAUAAAACAUUAGUACAAUUGGGUAUGACCGCACCAAAUCGUGACAUGCAUGAUCUAUUUGAUCGUGAAUUGCAACGUGAGCAGGAAUUCAAUUCUAAUGAUUUGCGUUUAUUUGUACAAUCGAAUAUAACCAAAAUGAAUAUUCAGCAAAAACAUGUCUAUGACAAAAUCAUGCAAGCCAUUUCCAAUAAUGCAGGUGGGUUAUAUUUCUUGGAUGCACCUGGUGGUACAGGUAAAACGUUCGUUAUAUCACUGAUUUUAGCCACUAUUCGAUCGGAACAGAAAAUUGCAUUGGCACUUGCAUCUUCGGGAAUUGCUGCUACAUUAUUAGAAGGUGGUCGGACAGCACACUCUGCAUUAAAAUUGCC
Molecule: messenger RNA, 6846 nt
Organism: Zeugodacus cucurbitae (melon fly)
Lineage: Eukaryota; Metazoa; Arthropoda; Insecta; Diptera; Tephritidae
Product: protein rtoA-like
Exons: 2
Coding region: 4954-6090 (378 amino acids)
Source: RefSeq, a predicted model, not a curated record